CGUCAUGAGUGGCAUGCCCCUCCACUGCAGUGUGGCCAAUGGUUACCGGAUGCUAGAAGCCCUCUACCCCUACAACUGGGAGGCUCUGGACAAGGCCUACCACAGUGGAUACAGCGACGGCCUUCACUUUCUACAAACCAAUGACCUGGUCCUGCCUCUUCUGAACACCCCAUCAGAGCCUCACUCCUCUCCUCCUGACGGACGAACAGAUCUGGAGACAGACUGGGAGGAGGAGAGGGAGGAGGAAAAUGAGUGGCAAGAAAAGCAGGAAGAAGAGGAGGAAAGAAUAGAGAGGAGGCAGGAAAAGAUGAUGAGAGAGGAGCAAACGAAGGAGGAAGAGGAGGAGGAAGAGGAGGUAGAGGAGUGGUCCUCCCUGACAGAGUCCAGAGGCAAUCAGAGAAACUACUCUCUUGAAGGAGGAGAUCUACCCUGGAAUCUGGCAACCCCAGAGCUGGUCAUGUACCUAGCCCUGCCCACCUGGAUACACACAGCGUUGCUAUGCAACAUCAUGGGGUUGCUGUGGACCCACACCCCACUGCGUGUGAUGUCAUACCUGCUCCUCCCCUUCACCCUGUCACUCAGCUUCCUCCUUGGAAACGCGCAUAGGCUGGGUGUAUUAGGGUUCUGGAUCUGGCAGGACAUACGACAGAUCACAUUCUUUAUCAUCAACAUCCUGGUCUCCAGCCUCCACAGAAACCUAGAACACAGAAACACAUCUGAUGAUGAUGAUGCGGGUGGAGUACGAGGGUCUGGGAGAGACCCCCAGGGACAGGUGUUCCGCCUCCACCUAUCCUCCAUCUCCUCAUCCUCCCCCUCUCCCUCCUCUCCUACCUCCUCACCAGACUCCAACCAGUACACAGUCUUACUCCGCUUGGAUCUGGAGUGA
Molecule: messenger RNA, 886 nt
Organism: Coregonus clupeaformis (lake whitefish)
Lineage: Eukaryota; Metazoa; Chordata; Actinopteri; Salmoniformes; Salmonidae
Exons: 7
Coding region: 5-886 (293 amino acids)
Source: RefSeq, a predicted model, not a curated record